Astyanax mexicanus (Mexican tetra) is the source of this 3906-nucleotide messenger RNA. It is a transcript of the gene tlr8b, whose product is annotated as toll-like receptor 8b. The record is from RefSeq and is a predicted model, not a curated record. The transcript is spliced from 2 exons. Bases 106 to 3165 code for a protein of 1019 amino acids. Gene Ontology annotation, molecular function: protein binding; pattern recognition receptor activity. Gene Ontology annotation, biological process: toll-like receptor signaling pathway; defense response to virus; canonical NF-kappaB signal transduction. Gene Ontology annotation, cellular component: plasma membrane. Lineage: Eukaryota; Metazoa; Chordata; Actinopteri; Characiformes; Acestrorhamphidae.
AUUUGAAACCUGAAAGAGGAAGCUGAAGUUGUGUUAGAGGAAGUUUGAUCAGUCGUGCCGCAGAUCUCAGGGGAUCAGUCUGGUGUUUUUCACUCCUCCAGAAUCAUGUUCAUGUUUAUUUUGAUAUCACUCUUUUAUUCAUCACAUGCUCUCAGCUGGUCUUGGAGGACUCUCCCAUGUGAUAUUACAUUAUCCAACACCUCCGUUUCUCUGGACUGUUCAUACCGGAAACUCCACACUGUUCCCAAAAUCUGCAUCUGGAACGUCACGUAUCUGAACCUGGCCAAUAAUCAGAUAAAGACGGUCUGGAGGGAUUCCUUCCAGAAGCUGAAGAACCUGACCGUCAUAAAUCUCAAAAAUAAUCAGAUACAGAAUGUUCUUCACUCGGAUUCACUCGUUUUUUCAGGUUUGGAAAAUCUCAAAAUAUUAUUACUGGAUGAUAAUCACCUCUCCACCGUUCCCACAGACCUUCCUCCUGGACUAGAGUGCCUGAGUUUAAUUGGAAAUCACAUCAAGAUCAUUGGACCUUCAGAUUUUGUGGGAGUAGAAAACAUUACAGAGAUCAGAUUAAACAGGAACUGCUAUCGUACGACUGGAUGCAACGGUUCCAUGAUUAUUCAGAAUGGAACGUUUUCUCAUUUAAAAAACCUCAUCAUCCUUAAUUUAUCCCAAAACAGACUAAAAACAAUCCCACCGGAUUUACCCCCAUCUCUCCAACAACUCCACCUACUGCAGAACACCAUCCAGCACGUCCAACAGUCUGACCUCCAACACUUAUCUAAUCUCACCUUUCUGGAUUUAUCUGGAAACUGUCCGCUGUGUUUUAACGCCCCGUUUCCCUGCAGCCCCUGUAGAACCACCAAUAACUCCCUGCAGAUCCGCAACCACGCCUUCACUCAUCUCUCCAAACUUCAGGAGCUGCGCUUAUCAGGAAACUCACUACAGAUCCUCAACCCAUCCUGGUUCAGAAAUCUAACAUCUUUAAAAUAUUUAUAUCUUUCAUUCAAUAAUCUGAUCAAUCAAAUUGAACGUGGUCAUUUCUUUUCCGCAUUACCGUAUGUCGAGAUCAUUGAUCUUUCCUACAAUAAUCCACCACAAACGUUUUCCAAAACUCUGAAACUUUCCAAAGGUUUUUCCGAGCUGACGUCUCUGAGGAGCCUCCACCUGGAGGGAUACGUCUUCUCCGUACUCUGUGAAGAUGAUCUUAAUCCUCUCUUCGGUUUAAAAAACCUUUCAGUCCUGAAUCUGGGAGUAAACUUUCUCCAGAACAUCAAUCUAACUGUAUUUAAUCGAUUUUACAAUUUGUCUGUGAUUAGCCUGAUUGAGAACAGACUGACGUUUACAGGUCUGAGAUCAGCUUAUUCUCAGGGUUUAUGCAGGAGUGAUAUGAACUCUGAGAUCCAGGAAGAGCCUGAGCUGAAAAGUCCCUACAUCCACCGGGAUUCACAGUUCCGCCUCGUUCCUCCCUUCAUAAAACCCGAGUGUCUGAAGACGGGGCCGGUGUUAGACCUCAGCAAAAACAACAUGUUCUACCUCAAUCCAGAUUAUCUUCAGGCUGUGGGAAACAUCACAUGUCUUAAUCUGUCCUAUAAUGAAAUUAGCUCCUAUUUUAACGGCACUGAAUUCAUUCAGUUUCCAAAGCUGAAAUAUUUGGAUUUGUCUCAUAAUCGAAUCUACCUGCGCCUAAAAUCUGCAUUUGAUGAAUUAAAGGAGUUGGAGAUUCUGGAUUUAAGUCACAACGAACAUUAUUUUGAGAUAGCAGGAGUCAGUCACACCCUGGCCUUCCUGGAAAACCUUGAGCAUCUAAAAGUCUUGAAUCUCAGCUGGAACGAGAUCAAUACUCUGAGUAAUAAGACGCUGAUCAGCAGAUCGCUGGAGGAGUUGCGGUUUCAAGGGAAUCGGCUGGAUAUCAUGUGGAAAAAGUACCAAGGUUUUAAAUAUCUCUUCAAAUUUCUAACGAACCUCACACUUCUCGAUAUCUCCUACAACAAACUCAGAGAAAUCCCGCAGGACAUCCUGAGCUUCUUCCCUUCAACACUCAAAUAUCUGAACCUGAACAGAAACCAGCUCAGGAACUUCUGCUGGGAGCAGCUGCACUUCCUGCCUGAGCUGGAAACUCUGGAUUUAAGUAAGAAUAAGCUGGACUUUGUGAACGAGAGGACGUUAGCUCACUCUCGCUCACUGGCUGUUUUAGACCUGAGCCACAACCUAAUCUCUACGCUGGGCAUCGACAUCCUGAAACAGGCCAAACGUCUCUGGAGUUUAAAUCUUAGUUUUAAUCGACUGGAAAUCAUCAACGACACUUCCUUCCAGGUGAACGACUCAAGUUAUCUCCGCAUGCUCCACCUGGAGAGUAACCCUUUACGCUGCACGUGUGACCUUCUGGACUUUGUUCUGUGGUUGGAGAACAGUGAGGUCGAGGUUCCUCAUCUGGCAACAGGAGUCUUAUGUGAUCUGCCGGCCCCCAAGAAAGGCCAGCCAAUGAUCAACCUCGAUCUGAAAAACGCCUGCAUCAACGACGGCACGGCUCAGGUCCUCUACAUCAUCUCAUUCACCUUCACCCUGACUGUGAUGGUGACUGCCAUCACCGUACACCUGUUCUACUGGGACCUGUCCUACGUCCUUCACUACUGGAAAUCCAAGAUGAAGAUCCACAGAUCAUCAGAGCACCAGUGCCUCUACGACGCCUUUGUCAUGUACGACACCAACGACCCGCUGGCGUCUGAUUGGGUGCUGAACCAGCUGAGGGUGGAGCUGGAAGACGUGGGCGAGACAGUCCGUCCCCUCUGUCUGGAGGAAAGGGACUGGACGCCCGGCGUGUCCAUCAUGGAGAACCUCAACCAGAGCAUCCGGUGGAGCAGGAAGACGGUCUUCGUGCUGACGGAGGGCUUCGUCUGCAGUGGGGUCUUUAAGGUGGCAGCGUAUCUGGCUCAGCAGAGGCUUCUGGAGGAAGGUGUGGACGUAAUGGUGUUAAUCCUGCUGGAACCAGUUCUCCAGCAUUCCAGAAUCCUGCACCUGCGGCGGUGUCUGUGUGGGAACAGCGUUCUGGAAUGGCCCAGGAACCCUUCAGCCCAGAACUGGUUCUGGCAGAGUCUGAGGAACGCCAUCAAAAAGGAGAAGCAGGGGAUGCAGAACAAGCUGUUCAAGAACUAUUUUACUACCUAAUAAACUUAAUGGUAUUUAAUCAUUUAAUUAAUUUCAGGUGUAAUUAGGGCUGGGGGGUUGAUUGAAUUAAUUUGAUUAAUUGAAUUAUUGUAUAAUUGGGAUAAUGGAGAUUGUACAUCGCUACAUAUAGAACAGAUAAAGAUUUGCUUCUGACAGAAACCUGUAAAGAAUUUUUUAUGUGGCAGCAAUUUACAUAUUCUACACUUUUCCCUCUCCGAAACUAAAUAUAGAAAAGUUUAAUUAUAUCUAAAGGAAACAGUAACUUGUGCAUCAUUUUAAAUGAUGUUGUUUGUUUACCAAUAAAAAUGUAAAUUUGUUAUGUAAGAACUAAAAACUUUAAUUGAGAAUCGUUAAUAUAUUUGAAGAGUAUCAGCACUACUUGUAACAUCCCGUGUUGGACAGUAAUGAAGUAAUUGUAAUUGGUUACUGUACUGCAGUAGUUUGUAUUGUAUUUUGUAUGAUUUUGUAUUUUAACUUUACUACAUUAUACAGUAAAAGUCGUUCCUUUUAUUUUGAAAGAAAUGUGAAGCAGCCGACCAAUCAGGACACAGAGUUCAGUUACUUCUGAACUUGUUUUGAUGUGUUGGACAUACAGUAGGUCCCAGUGCUGAGCUGUGGAGAUGUAAUUAUAAUACAUUUUGACCCAUUAAUGUACUUUUCUUUUCUAACGUAUCUCUUUAUUUAUGUUUAUAUUUCUGUAAUGCUGAAACUGUUUUUUCCAGUAUAUGUAAUAUACUUAAC